Molecule: messenger RNA, 12412 nt
Organism: Spirodela intermedia
Lineage: Eukaryota; Viridiplantae; Streptophyta; Magnoliopsida; Alismatales; Araceae
Source: the annotation of a GenBank genome assembly
AUGGCGGAUGGAUUGGUGGGACCUGGGGUUCUCCGAACCCCUCCGCCCUUCGUGCCCAAGUUCCUUUCGUCGCCCCCGUUCCCGCCCCUCAGAAGCGGGUCGGGGCCCUCGCCAUCGUCGCCUGUCACAUUUCCCUGCCCCGGAAGAAAACCCAACUCUUCAUGCUCCUUUUGUUCUACCAGGUAUCUUCGGUUCUCCCGUCGCAUGGCCUGCCGCUGCGGAGACUCCUCUCGCGCGGCGCCGUUAUCAAACGAGAACGACGACCAAGCGCAGCCUUCACUUUUGGUGUUCUCAGGUCAGCAGCAUGGCUGGCUUUCGAAUCCCAGAAAGCGAAGUUCGAUUUGUUGAUUCGUAGUUGUGUACCGGUGAUCAUUAGCAACGCCUAAUCUUUUGUGCAUUCGACGCGACUCUAUUCUUUUUCGACGUGACAGCGAGCGUGGCAUUGUACUGUGCCGAUCCUCCUUGAGAUGGAAAUGAAAGAGGCCAGUCCUCAGUUUCUUUCGGAGAUAUCUCGUUUUCCACAUAGCGCUCUGCAUUCUUGCUUCAUCCUAUCCCUCUUUUUAAGCUGCAUUUGCGCGAGAAUGGGAAAUUUAAUGUUCAUUUAAAUGAGAGGACCACCUCAUACUUAGGAAGGGAUCGAAAUGACGCGAACAUAAUGCUGGGUUGAUUUUUAGUUUUAUUUUUAAAAAACUCUGUUAGGGAUAUCUUGGCACAAAAAGGUACACUACGAUACGAACUAUCAGACCUGCUUUCUCCAUCGAUACAUUUUAUUACUCUGUUUCUUAUUUAUGAUCACAUGUUGAGAUCCUAUUGAAACAGGUUUUUUAUUUGAUUUUUUUUCAGCAAAUGCUUGUUGAAAGUAAGCCAUCUCAUAGUGUAAUGACAUACCAUAAUAUUUGAGGAUUUUUUUCUUGAAUACUAAUCCAGGACUUUUCUAUACCUUCAACCCCAAUGUGGGCUUUUGUGCACACCUUCUACUCAACUCCAGUAUUAAUAAAAGUCACUCCUUAGGUAUCCAAGGAUAGCUUAGGUCUUUGUUCUUAGGUUGAAAAAUUACGUGUAAUUUUUUAAGUUUCCCUCAUUGGUUAAGCAAUUUUCAAUAGAUGGAUGCUUUCAAUUGGCAACGGUUUUUGUGUUGCUUCCAUUGAUUUUCCUAAGCUUGUUAUCCGAAAAUUUCUCAGUAAAUAUUUAUUUUACUACUGCUAAUAUCGUCUUCUUGGUUGAUUUCAGGGGGCACUGCAUUCAAUGGUGUUGUAGAGGAGUUAAAGAGGGUAACAACUCGUGUAGCACAUGUUCUUCCUGUUUCUGACGAUGGAGGAAGUACUGCCGAGAUAGUUAGUGUGCUUGGUGGGUUAAUGGAUUCUUAUGUUACCAAUAUAAAAAAAUUAUAAUGGAUUUUGAGAUUUUUUUAUUCCUUAACAGAAGGUACAUUUAACAGGUAUUUUACAGGUGGACCAGCUGUUGGUGACAUUCGGUCCAGAUGCCUGAGAUUGUCUGACGAAAGUACUUGCGAAGCUCUUGCUGUUCGUAGGCUUCUUGGGCAUCGGCUACCCCAUGAUGCGGUACUAGCUAAAAGAGAAUGGUAUCAAAAGACUCGGACUUCUUUCUUUGUUCUAUCAAACUUUGGGGUUCUCUUCUUGUAAUACCUUGGAUGCUCUCUAUGAAAUUUCAAUAGGUUUCUAUUCCUUCACACGAGCUAUUCGUGGACACCAAUACUUUAAACGAGGUGUUACUUGGUAUCUUUCAAUGUCAGUGCUGGAUGGUUGUUACUAACGUAUAUGUGGAAGAUGAUCCUGACUGUAGCAAAAGCAUAAAUCGUAGUGGGUUGCAUAUUUACCCGAAAAAUGUGGUCAUAGUUUGCCAAAAAUGCUUUGGCUGCUUGCCCUUGAUGCUCGUGACAAUCCUUUAGUUGAACAUCUGAAACUGCAUUUUUGAGAAAGGAUUUUUGGUAGGCUAGUAUCUGGAGUCAGUUCGUUUUGGACUACAAUCGGAUUGGAUGGCGAAUCCAGUCAUGCUGAUCUAAGCCAGAAGGAAGGGAGAAAAGAGGUAAUAACCGAGCAGAUGGAGAGGAAGAAAUGGAAAAAGGAGAGAAAAGAAAGAGCAGUGUGGAUUAAAAUGAAGUAAGAAAUUUGGGUAGGAAAAUAGAAAAAGUUAUUAUCUAAAUGUAGCUAAGAUUUGCUAUCAGAUAUGUGGUGGUUGCUGGAUAUGAAUAAGCUAGUUCUUUCUGUUACUUGGCCAAAACAACUUUAGGUUUUAGUUGUCUUUUUAGUCACAGCAUAUAUAAAUCGUUGCAGCAAAAAGUGGAACAGUGGCUUACUCUUUUUUAAUCCUUAUAUACUUGAUUAUUAUCUUCCUGAAGAAAGGGCAUUGAACAUUAAUGAUACAGACAAAUAUGCGAAUGAUGAUUCUGGUGAUUCUUUUAUGCAAAAUCAGCUAUUUUUUUCAAUAUUAAAGUAUCAGCUUCUGAUUCUUUUAAAGAUAGAAAGAUUAUUGUGAUCUAUUUUGGCAGAUGGCUUAGUAUAAAGAGUACACCUUUUACAAUUUUUUACCAUCCCAAUGAUGCAGUACUAAGAGGAGUUGUAUGCCCAUGAAAACUGGGGUGUAUGUUUCAGCCCCUGCCCCUGGUACACGGGGAGGAUUCUUGCCUUCAAUGAGUGCUGAAAGUUCUAACGCACCCAAUCAUGGAACGUUUUUUCUUCUUGGUUUUGCACGGUUGUAGUGUUUUUUGGUUUGUCCCCGCUGAAGGUUGUCUAAAGAAAGGGAAUAAAUUUAAAGUCAGUUUGCUUAUUGUUGAAGAUUUGUUUUAUGUACAAUUAUAUAUUCAAUCUAGCACCUUUGCCAUCAUAUCAUGGAGCUUCUGUCACCUGUUAUUUCUGAUUUUUUCUUUGCUAAACCGUUAUUUUAUUCUGAAAUAAGAAUUGCUCUAAUGGUCUGUAAAUGAAAGAUGGGUGGCUGGUCCACAGGUUUAUUUUCGUACUCAUGAAUAUAAAAGUUAUAUCUACAAAGUUCUGAACUUGUGGGCUUGAUAGUAGAUUAGGAGAUAACACGCAACAAUAUCUGUUAUCUGCAAUGAUCACAAGCUCCACAUAUUGUGGUGAAACAUCUCAGUUGGCCUUUUAUACUUCUUGGAUCUGUCAAGUAUAAUUGAUGGUUUUUGUGGCGUUUUUCCUUAUCUUGUUACAGUCCUACUAUGGCCCUGCUUUGCAAAUUACUAUCGUAAUUAGUGAAAUUUUCUACUCUGAGCCUUUUGAUGUUAAGAUAGUAGAUUAAGUGAAUGAUACGAUUAUGCUGAGCUGCAAAUUUGGCAGGUAUGAAAUUGUGGAAGGGCUUCACUUCCUUUGGAAAGAUGUAUCACAACCCUACAGGGAAACGAUACGUGCAUUUCUGGUUUAUUUUCAAAAUGAGGUAUUCAAUCGAUUUGGUUAUUGGAUUAAAUCUGUUACAUUUUAAGUGAAAGUAAGAAACUUAUACAAAGCGUUCCUUCAUGGCUUCUAGUAAAUUCUUCUAUAGCUUUUUUGUAAUAAUGAUUGUUCACUCAAUGCUUUCCUUUCUGUUUCAUUCUUUUCCUUGUAAGUAAUCAGUAGCAACUAAUUGUAAGAUAAGGAUGCAAAAGGGAGGUGCUGCAUGGUCUGGCGGGACAAAGGUUUUAUGGCUGACUACCUGAAACUGAGAACUGUGUAAUGAAACAAUUUUAAAGUUAGAUUGUUGGGAUGUCUUUCACGUCACUCCACUGUUGUGUUCCCUCAUACCAUUCUGCUCCAAGUUUAGAUGUUUUAUUCUUCUAAAUUUUAGUUUGAUGCUCAAAUGUUUCUUUUGUUUUUCAAAGGAUUUCUUUUAUAUUUUCCAUCAAUAUAAGCAUCUUUAUAGAUCGAAUGACACCAAACAGCAUUUUAGUUAUUUUACACGUUUUUUUCCUUACCGAUGGCAUCAUAUCUUAUCUGAAGUACUUGAUAUUCUUUUUUCUAUGUUCUAUGGGUUUCUUAAUGUGGUGCCUAUUCUGUUAGCAUGUUACCUAAAGUUUUUGGGCUUCUGUGGAAUUUAUUCUACAACAACAUUUUUUGCAGAUACUCCGUCAUUCAAGUCAAUACUUUUGUUUCAGUAAUGGCAGGUAUUUCUCAUUUUCUUAAAAAUAGAAAUAUGAUUUUAUAGGUCUCCCUUUUCAUUAUAUCAUGACAUAAAAAUGUCUUAAAAAAAUGUGUUUGAAGUCUAGUGUUUGAGACCCAUUGCUUGACAAUAUCUCUCGAAUAUUAUCAGAUAAGGUGGUAUCAUUAGUUCCAUGGAUUAUCGAAAUUUCCAAAUUCUUUUUCGAUCUUUCUACAGUGGAGCCAUUGUUUUCUCUUUCAUAACUUGUUUCCAGGAAUUCGUGCUCUAUUGUUCCCCUCUACAUCGCUUUCACCAUCCUAAGUCCUCAUUGACUGUCAAUUACUCAACCUACUGAUAAUAUUAGGGUAUCCAUGCACUUCAAUCUAUUGUAUCUCUUCCUGAGAAAUUCCGUCAUCCGUGGUUGCAGAAAUUGCGCAUGUAGGAGUGUAUCCCUUUGCUGACUUUCUGAAACAUGGCUACUAAUAUCUGUCUUGCUUCGCAACUGGUCAUAGUUAUAAAUGUUUAGGCUUCAAAUCAGAAAGUUUAAUGCGAUAUAAGAUUUUAAAUGGAACCACCUGCCUUUGGCUUUAAAGAAAAUUCGUCUAUUUGCCUAUUUUUAAAAAUGAAGUCAUCAUUUUUCUUAAAUUAUGAAAAAUGCCAUAAAUAUUGAAGUUUAUGGUGGGUAAGAUCUUUCUGCUCUAGAGAUUUUGCAUGCAGAUUAUCUAAUCUUAGAAGCUGUUACGAUCCCCUCCUCACCUCUCAGUCAAUGAAGGUAAAAUGUCAAUGGAUUCAAGAAAAAAUGUAACAGAGAAAAACAAUGUAACAUGUGGGAAUUAGUUCUCGAGAAUUCCCCACUCUCCAGUCUUAUCUCUCUCUUCUUCCAAGAUACCCCCCCCCUUAUUUAGAAGGAAAGGGGUAUUUAUACCGUUCAUCCCCACUCUUUCCCAAACGUUCAAUGUGGAACCUUCUAGACUAUUUGCUUAUGAUGAACAUAUGUUUUGAAGGGUACCAUAUCAAAAGCUUGUUGCUUUUUUGAACUUACAAAAAACGAAUUUGAUUUUUAUAUUUUCAACCAAGUUUUUUAAUGUUGUUGACGAUGUAAAUAGAUUAGGCACUAUAGCUACUGAUCUCGACUGGUGGAAGAUUCUCUUACCAUCUUGUGGGCUGUAGGGAAAAGAAAUACAAGAUGAUUAGAACAACAGUCAGAUUGUUUGCUUUUAACUAGUCUAGAGUAGUAAAAAUGGAUGGUGGCAUUCCAGCUUGGUAGAUACACUUGACCAAGAACAAGAACAACCUCCUUUCUGGGUUUCUCCUUUUUCCCUUAGCAUCUUACUACGUGAGAGUGGGAUUUUCGUUCUAUUGCUUAUCUUGUUUGCUUCGAUUUUUUUCUGUUUAUUUCUUUUUAUGUUUUUCUUGGUUUAAUAUGAUGGUUGCACGACCUCCUGAGGAAAAAGUCAUGGAGACGUCAUCUAGUCGUUUUAUGUGCUUGUAUGAGCGUAGUUCGACUUUUAUUUCUGUUUCAUGUUUUAUCACUGCCAUCUCCAAAACCUGUUAAGGGAAAUGCUUGUAUGAACGUCACUUCCACCUUUACAUUUAAGCAGCAAGAGGACCUUAAGUCGAAAAAUUAAGCCCUAGUGUUUGGCAACUUUCUUGGAACUUAGUCCAAUAACGCUGAGAUUGAUCAAUUUUUCAAGGUUCCAGUCCUCUGUUUGCAUAGUUGAAGCCUUUUGAAAGGUAAUUGAGGUUUUUUAAAAAGAACUUUUCCUAUUUUUUCAUGCUAUGUCAAAAUAUGAAAAAUAUUCGCAUGUGUUGUCUUAGCUGCCUACAUAUUAGUGGGCCGAUCAAUGUAUAAUGUGUUGUUUCUAUUUGAACGUGAGAUAUCAUUUCUAGAUGUCCUGACCAGUUGUUAUCCAUUUUGCAGCAUUGGGAACUUCUUCUUUGCUGGAGCUCGGAUAUUCUUCCAGUCUUUGGAUGCUGCAGUCUUUUUGUUUUCACGUGUUUCAGAUAUUCCUGCAGAAAGUCUUGUCCUUCCUGUUGUCUCCACCAAUGAUAGGCUUACGUUGGGAUGUGAGUUAUGGGUAUGCUUGGUGCCUUUACCUUGUUUACCAAAAUGGUAAAAAAAUAUCAUGCAUUUAUUAUGAUCUUUGUGUCCUAUAUUAUCAGGAUGGAACUAUAAUACGGGGACAAAACGAAAUAUCGCAUCCAACUAAUGGAUUGUUGGAACCAAUAAAUAAGGUACAAACUCAGAGAGGUAGUCCAUGUAACAUGUGUACCUUCCAUAUGCUUUCAUUUUUUAGAAAAUGAAAUUUUUUCGAAUAAGAAUAUUUCAGAACUGCGUUUAUGGGGAAGGUAAGAAAAGGUCAUCAUUGUAUUUUGGUUAUGCCUCUUAUACCUCUGAGCUGCAUAAGUUACCAUUCUGGUUCUGCAUAUGUUAAUUACAAGGCAUGAAUGUCAAGUGGGAAUUUCCAAAGAAAAUGGACAAAUGAUCUCAAGAAUCGGGAUAUAGCUCCAGUAGGCAUACAGUCUAAACCAUUGCAAUAUCUUACUCACAUAGUUCACUAAAGUUUCUCUGCCCACGUUUCACGGAUGCAUUUCCUACUUGGAGUUUGAGGAUAGUUUAGUUGUGAAAUUUAGCUGUGAAAUUACCAUGAGGGGCAAUUCCAUUCUAAUCUAGUGGUCGAGAAUCUAAUAUAAAUAGUGAGAUUUCAGAAGGAAUUUUCGAGAAUUCGUGUCGGUUCCCAGUGAACACCUGUGGUUAGAUUUUUAAUGGUGUGAUGUACUGGAAAGGUCAUCUGGUUGACAAGAUUAACUGAAAAAUAUUUUUUGGUGACACGCCAACCUGAACACCACAUUUGUUACGUGGAGAGGCUGAAGACCUACUCUACUAGCCAGGCUAUGAUGAAAUCAGUUGAUGUCUAGUACGAAGGAGUUAACCAACGAAUGGUUCAUUUCAUUGCCUGCCAAACCUACUGUUUUGCGUCAACCUAUUCGGUUUGUACACUUGUCAACCUAUUCGGUGUGGACACACAAAUAGUUUGUCGUCCAUUGCUUAUCUAUAGUGGUAUAACUUUGACAUUGAUUUUGUUAAUCGAGUUUUUACCUUAUUUCAGGUUUUUGUAGUUGUAAUAUUUUACUAAUUCAAACAUUUGUUAGUUUGCUGCUAUUUGCUUGUAGUUGAUAUCCCUGCUUGCUGUCUCUUUGCAUUAAUCUUUUCACAUGUAUGUAGUGGAAAGAUACGAAAUUGCAUCCUCUGUGCAUGAAAUUUUAAACACCCUUGUUGUUAGGUGUUUCAUCCAAGUAUUAUUUCAUGUUUAGGAAUCAUCAACUGCAGCACUGCCAUCAAGAAUAAAGCGAGUCUUCUACAUGUCUAGUGAGGGCAGCAACUUACUGCACGAGGUCAAUGAGAUGCCCCUAUCUGCUCUUUUUUUUAACGUCACCUCUGAGGUUUUAUUGAUUUGUUCGAAACAUAUUCUUCUGUUGUAUAUCAUGCGCCAGUUCUUACGAUUCUUCUUAUUAAGUAAAAUUUUCAUUCCAAAUAUUAUUUUUAGGCAUAAAAUCUAUGCUUGGUGUUCUGGAAGGUAGUCACAAACUAUUUAUGAUGAAUUUCGGAGAAAAAUAUUCCACCUAGCUGAAUCUAUGAUUGAUAUUCUUUUCACUGGUGUCAGAUGGAAGCAUAUUGAAUUGAGAGCGGGCUGAGUACAUCUCAAAAGGAACGUGGGGUUAGGGUCGUGAUCAAGUGCCAAAAACCACUAGCCAAUGAAAUUUCCCGGCUUCCACAAUAAGAAUGGAGGGAUUUAUGAGACUCACAUGUCCUCUUUGUUAAUGAAGACUUGGCAAUCAUGAGCGAUAUUAAGGAACAUGAAGUGAUCGAGGGUCGUCAUGCCUGAUGGUCAUUAAAUGAUUAAAUAUGUCCCAAAAUGUAUCCACAUCAGCCUAUGCAUUGACUUAGUGAACUUGUUGGCGCCUUUUGGGUACUGAGUGUAGUGUUCAUUCCAUCUUCUUAUUGGGUAAUCUUUUGCUUGUCACCCGCAUGUUUGGUUGUUUUUUGUUUGUUCAUGGUUUAAGCUUGGAAAUCGAAUUGUUCUCAUGCCAUUAAAGAGGAUAGGUAAACUUUUGUAUAUUAAGGGGGUAAACAACUUAACUGGUUCAAAGUAAUCAUGUAGGACUGGGAAAAAGUUGUAGAAAGAAUACUGUGCUCGGAGCUUAAUAUAAAUUCAUUGCAGUACCAAGCAACGUAAAUAUUUUCUCCUGUUGGUUUAUUUUAAUGUGCUUGGCUACUACUCUAUCAAAGCUACUAUGAGCUAUUUUCCUUAUUUCUUUCACUUCCAACAAUCUAUCACUGACUGUGGCUUAUAGGUUUUCCCUGUAGCCAACCCUAUUGUCCUGGAGCAAUUGAGUAAAGUCGAUUCUAUUGUGUACGCUAUGGGCUCCCUUUUUACUUCCAUCUGCCCAUCAUUGGUAAAUCUCUCUUUUUGAUUGCUUAAAUAUGACGAAUUGGACUCUUUGUUAUAUUAUUUCAGUUUGUUGGUACAUUUCUGCGUCCAUACAUAUGCGGCUGUUAUUAUUGAAGUACAAUGCUUUAGAAAGGCGUAGGUGGAGCCUGAGUUCGAACCCAAUCUUUAUGACAUCAGGAAACCAUGAAUGUGAUGUUUGGUAUGCACGAUGUAUUCAUUUGGGAUUAGAAUAGUGCGCUGUCCACCAAAAUAACCACGAGUCCCAAAAUACUCUAUUUCAUAUAGAAUGUUGUUUAUUUGCAUUCUGAUGACAUAUGUGGGUGAUCCUAUCUCUGAGAUCGAGAAUUGUAGGUAUGGAGGCUUAGACCGUUUACAGACUUUUUUUGCAAGUAAACAAUUGAAAAAGAGAUUUCUUAAGACAAAUGUAUCCAACAAUUUCCUAGUUUGUUGGAUGCUAAAUGAAAACCUAUUGGGUUUGAUUUUUUUCUACCUUGUUACUUUUGUUCUAGAUUCUUGUAAAAUGAGCUUAAUUAUGAACACAAGAGAUGCUAAUUCCGCGUGAUGCUAGUGCAAACUGGAAAGGAUGACGAGAAGACGACCAUCUGGAUAGUGGUAUGAAUGUACAAUACUCUUAAAAAUAAGGGAGACGAUUGAUGAUAUGUGAUGACGCAUGUCACGCAGUAUGAAAUUCCACGGCUGAGCUUCUCCCAAUGGUUGAACACGAGAUAAAGCAGAUGAUGGGAAAUGUAGAUCUAUUGCAAAAGGGUGUUCAUCGUUCAUUGCUGUGUAAAAAAUAUAGGAAUAGUUGAUGUAUAGUUUGGUGGAUGGUAAGCAUGUAAAGUAAAUAAGUGGCUUUCUUUUAUCAUAGUGUACUGUUUGUGCUGUUUUGUUUUCUUCAUUUUCUUUUAUGUUGCAUAUUUAGAUUAGUUUAUUUAAUAAAAUAAUAACAUAAGUGACCUUCGAAAAUAAUAUAUUUGUUGGUCAGCAAUUACCGUUAGAGGUUAGGGUGCAUCAAUAUAGAGGAAAACUCAGAGAAAUGUUCAAUUUUUCUGAACGUGAAUAUCCGUAAAAGCUAAGUGACAGGGAACAUGUAAGAUGUAGUCAUACUUAAAAAGGUGCAAUUAAGAAACCCUGCACCUAACGAUGUGUUCAUUUGAAAAAAGUUAACAUAAUGAUUGUACUAAGAUAAGCACCGUAGAUAAAUCUUAAAGCAUUCUUUGUUUUAGUGUGUUGAUAUCCGGGAAGAGGAAAGAUGAUAGGAAGAGUAAGGAGGUGGUAAGGCAUUUAUGAUUGUUGGUGCAGGUCAAGUCGCUAGGUCAUUGUAUUAACAGUCGGCAGCAUCCAUGGGACUGGCUGUUAGCAGCAAAGAAUCAUGAAGGGAUAAAUGCUUUUUUCUUAAACUAGAGUGAAAGGAAGAUGAUUUGAGCUUGACGCUAUGGUGUGGAAUCAGUAAAAAAGCGUACUACUCUUGCACAUGCGAGCUUUUGAUUAAAACCGAGUGGAUCUAAAUGGAAAAAAAUUACCGAAUUGGAUUCUUAGAUUUUCAAUUAAAAUCAUGAUGUAUUGCUGGAAUGUUGAUCGUUGACCUUAUUUACUACGGAUGUCUAGAUCUCGCGAAAAAAAGUUGAGAAGAAAUAUUGAAAUUUGACGCCGGGUAAACAUGGUUUAGUUUCCAUGGCUUCCCAUGGCACUUCAGUUUGGGUAUCCCAUCCUAAAACUGUCCAUUAUCCUUUCAGACUCUUAGGUUUCAAUGUCGAUUCCAAAGGCAGUCAAACAGUUUGUACAUGGUGAUAUGUAUCAAUGACAUCCUUGUUGUGAAUUUCAUAUUUGUUCUGCUAAUUAACUACAUAAUACCGAGUUUUUCUUUUAAGAUUUUGAAUUUUGUUAUAGAGGCUUCAUUUUAAUUGCCACCUGGUUAAUAAGGGCAUCUUAAAUUGAUUCCCGUCAGAUAAUGAACAACUAUUUUGAUUGUUGAUGUGACAUCAAAGUUUACUUGAAAGCUAAUGUUCUGCUCACUUUUAUUUAGUUUAUUAUUAUUGUAAUUAUUUUUUUUACUUAGUUUUCAAAGAUCAAUCUUUCGCUUACAUUCAGUGAUUUCAGGUGUUGCUUGGCAUCGGUGAGAUUAUUUCAUCACGAUCUAUUCCGAAGGUAUUUUUUUUAAUGUUGAAACUUUAAUUUGUUUAAAUUCUGUCCUUUCAAUUUAGUUUCUUUUCCAAUAAUUUUGCUUCUUAUUUUGGUGUUUGCUUGACCAUUAUAUUAUAAUAGCUUGAUUGGAACGAUGAUAACUAUCCAUGGUGAACACACAAAUUGGGUUCGAGCCAAAUUGCUUUCAAAGUGCUCUGAUCUCCUAUCUACUUGCCCCUGUGGAACUCAUUCACAUGACUUAAUUGUCCUUCCUGUUCACGUCCCUUAAAUAUACCACAUCAUGCCUUACUGAUUUGUAUCAUUGUAGCCCUACUGAUUUCGUUUCUCUUGUCGAACACAGCUCUUACCUCCACAAAAUUGAACGGAAACUAAUAUGUUGAAGUGUCUAAAUAUGAGAGACAAUUGUCUGAAUGGCAUAUCGUAGAUUAGUUACCCAGGACCCAGGUGGCUCAUUUCGACUAAGUAAACUGCAAAUUUUUCAAAUAACUGCUGCCUGGAAGGACUCGAACUAUGGUCAGCUAAGGUAUCCAGAUUAAGACGGUGAUUGCCCAGAGUUUUAACUUAAUUGUUUUGUGUGAUGCCCAUGCAGAACAUGGCGAAGUUUUAAAAGUUUCAUGGGAGGGAUUUCUGCUGUUGACAGAAAUUUAUGCUAUUUAGUCCUCUUACCUGGUCUCAGCGAAAGAAUACUUUUUUACCUAUAAUUGGCAACUAUCCUGUGGAGCAGAUCCCUUGUUCAUUGAUUCAGUGGCCAAUAUUUCUUGUAGGUCCUGCUAUUAAACGGGUCACAUGACAGGGAAACUUCUGGUAUGUCAGCAUCCGACUUUGUAACUGCCAUUGCGAAUGCACUAGACAGAACCUAUGGGGACCCCCGGAAAAGGUUAAAGAAACUUGUAAGUGUACGAGUACCAUGCUGUUGUUUUCUGUGGAAUACGCAUACUUUCUUUUCUUUACUUUUAUUUUUUGUUUAUUGCUCUCAAUGAUAAGGAGACCCAUAUAGCUCAAUGAAAAUACUCAUCAUUACCUUGCUUAUCUUCCAUUUUUCUUUGAUUCGCGCAUCAGAACUAGAAUAAUUGGUGAUACAUCUGUCACAUUUCAGUGAGUAACUAUAAUUCUGUCCUUUGUUCAUGCACAGCCUGGUGAAUACGUCAACUCAUUGUUGGUGCCAAGAGGUGGUCAAGUGCCCGUAGAUACCGAGUGUUUGGCUGCUCAGGGAAUUUUUCAUGUGGUACUGAUCAAAUUUUCUUUCUUCUGGUACAUUGCAUAAUUACCUUUGUCUUUUCCGUUGACCGAACAUGCAGCCACCUGGAUAGAUAAUUCUAGUGAAUCGGUUCAAACACAACUGCUCAGCAGCUGGUAGAGUAAAAUAUACAUCAGUUUGAUGCAACUUAGUUCUUCAUUAUGGAUCAUGAUGUGGAUGCGUUCUGGUUUCAUGAUCAUGCCUUGUACAUCCUCGACGUUAAGUCUUCUGACAGUCCCGUCCCUCUUUUCUCAUAGAAAGAAGGUUCAAUGCUCGCAGUUGUUUGCCAGACCUCGUGGGUCUUACUGUUCUAGGUUCCAAGACUCAUUGCUUUGGUUCAUUUAACCCACGUGUUUGACAGCGUUAUUUCUCCAUGCAGGUCACUGUUGAAUCUAUCCUGGACCCAAAGUUGGGAGUAAUAUUUGAUCCAAAGAGCCUGGUUGAAGCCCUCGUUAAUCUGAUCAGAGAGCAAAAAUACUCACGAUUGAGGUAG